Molecule: messenger RNA, 1653 nt
Organism: Clunio marinus
Lineage: Eukaryota; Metazoa; Arthropoda; Insecta; Diptera; Chironomidae
Source: the annotation of a GenBank genome assembly
AUGGGAAUGUUAAAUUCUUUGACUGAUUUCAUUAAAAAUGGGCUUCCGAUCAUUUUUAUGGUGUUACUUAUGUGCAGUUCAUCACUUUCAGACACUGAUUUUGAAAUUCAAAGAAUGGUUCAUUUUGAAAUAAUGGGAAUACCUAUCGGCUCUGCAGGAUCAUCACUUAAUAUGGAAGCAAGAUCUUUCAGUUCAGAUUUCAAUUUUCGUAGUUGUAUUCUAGCGAGGAUUCAAGAUUUAAGUGUAGAUCUCUUUCGUGUAAUUAAAUCAAAGGCUGGUGGACUUGUAAUUCUUAUGCCUCAAAAUGAAACUCAACUUAGUCUAGAAGAAAAAGAGAACCUCUUUUUACUUGAACAAGAAAUGCUGAGCGAAGAAACUCGAGUUCCAAUUUAUUUUGCAAACUAUCAUCAGAACUUAGCAAAUAUUAUUGCGGAAAUCGAUAACUUCUCAUCAAAGAUGAAAAUGGAUUUUCUGAACCAAAUAAAUUCUAAUGGUUAUCAGGUCGUAGUUGGAGGUACGAAUGCAGUUAUUAAAAAUCCAAAAAUAUCAAUCAUUCAAGGUGAAUUACCAACAGAAGAUCCUCAAACAAACAAACCAACCAUUAUCAUAUUUUCCCAAUUAAAAACAUUUGGUGUAGUGCCUAACGAGUUACCUAAUCUUGAUGCUACAAUUUUAAUGUUGCUCAUUGAUAAUUUAAGCAAAUUAUUCAACCAAAAUUUCUCAUCUAAAUAUAGAAUCAUUUUUGCUUUGCAUGAAAGUGGAUCUUUAUUAAAUUUCCACGCUACUAAAAAAUUCAUAGAAGCAAAUAUCGACGAGGGAAAUGUAAGAAAUAUUGAAUUCGUAGUCUGUCUUGACACACUAGCUGAGAAUCCUGAAUCAAUAUUCUAUCUACAUUCAUCAAAACCAAUUACAAAUCCUGGAACAACGACCAAGUUUUUCGAAGUUCUUCAAAAGAAAGCAGAAAUGUAUGAAGCAACAUUCGAUUAUGUUCACAAGAAGAUAAACUUGGCUGAUCCAUUUCAUAAAUGGAAUCACGAAAUCUUCAACAUCAAAAAGAAUCCAGCUUUUACUUUGUCUAGCCUUAACAACCCCCUAGAUCCAUUAAGAACAUCAUUUUUUUCAAAAUAUGCUUAUUCUUCGUUAUCAUCAAAUGAUCAUCCGGAUUCAGAUUAUGAUUCCGUCAUGUUGAAGAAGAUUCAAGUGACGACUAAAAUUCUUCUUGAAGCUUUGGUUCAUUACAUCUUCAAUUUGGAUGAAGAAGCGAAGGACAAGAUUGCUAAAGACACACUCCCAAUAGAUGAGCAAUCGAUUAAAAAAUAUAUUUCUCUUCAAUCAAUUCAAAAAAGUCACAACAUUAAAACAGCAUUUGAAAUGUUCCUCAAGAAUGUAAAAAUUUCUUACGACAAGGCUGACAAUUUAGAUCCUGAAUUCAAAUUUUACGACCAAGGAGAUUCAAAACUUCACAUUUAUAAAGUCAAACCAGCUUUAUUUGAUUUAUUCCUUCUGCUCAUCAUAUGUUGUUACUUAUUUUGUCUCUACUUCAUCAUAAUUCAUUUCUCAAAAGUCUAUGAUUUAAUACAAUCAACAGUAACAACUAAUCAUGAUGAAAACAAAACAAAUGGUGUUAGUCACGUCAAGUCUAAAUAUAUUUGA